UGGGGCUGGAAAGCGUGGAGAAACUGUUGCAAAAAGAGACCUCCUCCCCUUGUGGCUGGCUACCUUUGAUUUUGAUCGUACAGUACAGAGAGGGUCAGUGUGUGAACGUGGAGCAUCACAGUGGAAACAGAACGUCAAAAUAAUUAUCGUGGAGCCUAAUGAUGCCUGAAGACAAACUGUUGCCCAUGGCAACGGGACUACAAAAUGGUAAUGACCAUAUGGACGCCGUAUCUGGAAAGAAUACUAUCCUGUUCAAUGCGUCCAAGAAGGAGUUAUUCCUCCCAACCUCUGGCUACAAGACCCUCCAGUCUCGCCUCAAGAUGCACUGGGCAGUGGGGCUACAGAGAGAUGACUUGACACUAGAAAGACUCUCCCCUGCCAAGUUGGUGGUGUUUGGGGGACCUAGAGACAAGUUCUCCACAUCAGAGUUUGAUGCCCUACGUGGUUACCUGGAGGAUGGUGGGUGUGUCCUAGUACUGAUGAGUGAGGGAGGAGAAGGGAAACUCAACACCAACAUCAACUUCUUACUAGAGGAGUUUGGGGUCAUGGCUAACAGCGACUCUGUGGUCAGGACUGUGUAUUACAAGUACUUCCAUCCGAAGGAGACACUCGUCACCAAUGGAGUCCUCAAUAGAGAGAUCAACAGAGCAGCGGGAAAGUUUGUUCCUGGAGGUCAAAUCGAACAGGAGGGGACCACAAUGCAGUCGCUCAGUUUUGUGUACCCGUAUGGUGCCAGUUUGACAGUGCAGAAGCCAGCUGUAUCAGUCCUCUCCUCGGGCACUACCUCCUACCCUGUCAACAGACCUGUGUGUGCGUUCUGUAGGAGCAAGAAUGGCCGGGGGAAGCUGGUUGUGAUGGGUUCCGCUCAUGUGUUCCACGAUACGUAUAUCGACAAAGAAGAGAAUAACAAACUACAAGAGGUAGUGUUCAGAUGGCUAACAUCAAAUGACAUCACACUCAACACUAUCGACAGUGAAGACCCUGAGAUCUCAGACUAUCAUUUCCUGCCUGACACGGGUGAGAGUGCCGAGAGACUUAAGGUGUGUCUACAAGAAGGCGAGGAGCUGCCACGAGACUUCACUGCUCUCUUUGAUCACUCCCUCUAUAAACUAGACACCACUGUGUUACCAGAAUCAAUAAGCAUGUAUGACAAGCUGGGACUCAAGCACGAGCCACUCACUCUGAUACAGCCCACCUUUGAGACACCACUACCGCCCUUGCAACCUGCAGUGUUUCCACCUUCGUUCCACGAGCUUCCACCUCCUGCACUCAACCUGUUUGACCUUGAUGAGCAUUUCUCGUCAGAGAGAGUUCGUAUUGCACAAAUCACCAAUAAAUGUGCUGAAGAAGAUAUGGAGUACUAUGUACGUGAGGCUGGACGCAUUCUGGGAGUGACAGGGAAACUGGCUCAGGAGAAGAGAAGUGCCAAGCACAUCCUAGAGCAUGUUUUUGCACAGUUAGUCGAGUUCAAGAAAUUAAAUCAGGAACCCUCCACUCCUGAUCACACUUGAACAAACUCUGAACACUUUUGGAACUUGUUUUAUUUUACUCGUUGUAUUCUAUUUGUUAAUUUGAUGACAUGCACAGUCAUGAUAAUAUUACCUGUCUCAUUGUUCAAUAUAAAUGUGCUGAAUUCUUAAAAAAACAUAAAUUGUACUGUGAAAUAUAUUUGGCUUUAUAACAGUUAUUUAGACAACACUAACAGGCACAUUUCCAUCAUCUGUACAAACUUUAAAUAUCCUGCUUUUUGCAUCAUUGUCUCUUUGAUGUUUGUGAAAGUUAUUGAUGACUUGUGA
Halichondria panicea is the source of this 1796-nucleotide messenger RNA. Its product is annotated as intraflagellar transport protein 52 homolog. Gene Ontology annotation, cellular component: centriole; intraciliary transport particle B; cilium. The coding region runs from base 159 to 1511 and encodes 450 amino acids. The record is from RefSeq and is a predicted model, not a curated record. Lineage: Eukaryota; Metazoa; Porifera; Demospongiae; Suberitida; Halichondriidae. Gene Ontology annotation, biological process: cilium assembly; intraciliary transport. The transcript has 11 exons.